GGACAUUCCAUUCUACUGCCAGCCGCGGGCAGAUUGACAUCUCGAGAAUCAGUUUUGAAGUUGUCGCUUUACAUCAUAAAACGAUCAUUGGUAUAUCUGUCGCCGGAAACCAUCUACAACGAUCGUUCCGAGGUCGUCACUUGACAUCGCAUAACAACUAGUGGUAUAUCUGUCGAUUGAGACCGCCUACCACAAAUCAUGGUUCGCAAAUUGAAGCACCACGAGGCCAAACUCCUCAGAAAGGUUGACUUCAUUGAAUACAAACAAGACAACGGCCAUCGCGACCAUGCCGUUAUCCGCCGUUAUAUGAUCCAGAAGCCCGAAGAUUACCACAAAUACAACCGCCUGUGUGGAAGCGCGAGGCAACUAGCACACCGUUUGACUCUUUUGCCGCCGGAUUCUGCUGUGCGGAGAAAGCACGAGGACCUGCUUCUCUCUAAACUUUACGACAUGGGCGUCAUCUCGUCGACCUCGAAGCUCAGCGCUGUCGAGCACGACGUGACCGUCUCCGCCUUCGCGAGACGCCGUCUGCCCGUCGUCAUGACCCGCCUCAAGAUGGCCGAGACUGUUCAGGCCGCCACGAAGAUGAUAGAAUCCGGCCACGUCAGGGUUGGCACGGACAGUAUCACCGAUCCCGCCUAUCUCGUCACGCGCAGCAUGGAGGACUUCGUGACGUGGGCCGUGGGCAGCAAGAUCAAGAGAAACAUCAUGAAAUACCGGGACAAGUUGGACGAUUUCGAGCUGCUAUAGGCCAUGGGUGGGCCAGGCUAUGGUCGAGGGACAACGAUGUAACCACGGUUCAUCUAACUCCAUACCAGAUGCCCAAUUCGACUGAGGAUUAUAUUGCAUUGCAUGGCGUUCAGGCGUUGGCUUAUUGUCAUGAAAGACGAGGAGUAAUUCAUUACAGCUCAAAUGCACAAACAUGUUUUCAA
This is a messenger RNA of Truncatella angustata, 932 nucleotides long. RefSeq lists its product as uncharacterized. NCBI's taxonomy places the organism in Eukaryota, Fungi, Ascomycota, Sordariomycetes, Amphisphaeriales, Sporocadaceae. Gene Ontology annotation, cellular component: Mpp10 complex; small ribosomal subunit; small-subunit processome. Gene Ontology annotation, biological process: rRNA processing. The record is from RefSeq and is a predicted model, not a curated record. Bases 199 to 750 code for a protein of 183 amino acids. The transcript has 2 exons. Gene Ontology annotation, molecular function: structural constituent of ribosome; snoRNA binding; rRNA binding.